Molecule: messenger RNA, 2523 nt
Organism: Dunckerocampus dactyliophorus (ringed pipefish)
Lineage: Eukaryota; Metazoa; Chordata; Actinopteri; Syngnathiformes; Syngnathidae
Gene: thyn1
Product: thymocyte nuclear protein 1
Exons: 11
Coding region: 929-2437 (502 amino acids)
Cellular component (GO): nucleus
Source: RefSeq, a predicted model, not a curated record
GACUGGGUACCCAUCUUACAGUCAUGACAGUUUAAUUAAACUAUGUGUAAAUGUAGUCUGUUUUGUUUUAUUGACGGUAAAGAAGUUCUUGGUUAGUGUGCUGAUAUGCACAUCGGUCCAUAACCGACGACAGUAAUGUGGUGUAUGCCGCUGUUUUUAUGGCUUAUGUAUCCUGUCGCGUUAACGCCAUCCUUAUGUUCCUCUUACGGGUACUUACGGUCGACACAUGACGCAAUUCCUCGUUUCUGUGUACUUCUGCUGAAGAAUAAACGGUGGCUUUUACAGAUCUUAUUUGUCAGCCUUGUGACUCUCGACAAACAGGCCGCCGCCAUGUUUUCCUACUUAGCGUUAUGUCACGUCGCCGCUAGGGGCUGUUGGGUGUUAUACUUGGCAUAGCAGGAGCGGGUGGAGCGACUGAUUGUGCAUAGCGAGUUUAACCAAAGGUAGACGCCGGUAAGGAAAUCGAACUCAAAGUCUACUGACGUCAUUUGCGCGGUUCUAAUGGUAAUGGUUGCUUGUUGGUGUUGAACCUCUGUCUUUCUAGCUGUUGCCUUCCUCAUUAACGGACUACAGCAUUUCAAACUAGGUAAGCUUGUUGGUAAAGCCAUCUUGACACUUGCACGACUUUUCACCUGCGCGAACUAGUGUGAGCUUUCUCAAAUAUACUCAAACAGUGCGGGCGGUGCAUAUCAAAGCUUGUCUUGUGUGUUGUCACGUAUUGGUCGCGUAUUCAUGACACGAUGAGCUUCCCCACAGUUUGCGCACGGCACAAACACUAUGCGCCCGACACGAGCUUGACAUUCAUUGGGAACGCAUACUUCACGCAUCGUUGGCGCACCAAUCAGAGGCGACCGAUCACAAGGCAGUGCGUAAAUGCGUGCCAAGCGCGGCCAUUUCCCAAGUCGUCAGUGAACAAUACUGCUACAAGAUGUCGAGGAGAGCAAGGCCAGAAGCGCCUAAACUUAAAGAAGAACCCAGCCAAGAAAUCGAGACCGAAGGAGAGUGGGAAGUUGCAGGGGGGUAUAUUCCUCCCCUUUCCCCCUCCACUAGCGAGGACGUUCCAACCAUUCAAGAAGAGCCCCAAAGACAACAGAAAAAAAGGAUCAGAGUGAGCAAGAAAGAAAUACCGGACUACAAAUGGACCGAUGAGGGAAGCAAGAAGCUGGCCGAAUUUGUUAAGCAGCACCCCCAACUGUUCGACAAGAAGCAGAAGGAUUGGCUUAAUGUGACUGCAAAGACCCAAUUAUGGGCAAUAGCUGGGGAGGAACAGGACCCUCCUGCGACUGAUGCCCAGUGCAAGAAGCACUAUGAAAACAUGCGCACCAGGGUGGGGAAGAUCCUCAAGAGAGAAAAAAGUGGAUCAAGGCCAGCAGACAGGAGUAUGAGAGAUGAAGAAAUAAUGGACACAUGGACUUUUCUCAUCCAACACAUAGUUCGGGGAAACACCCACCCCAAUGAGGAGUUUUCCCUUCCAAGGUUGACAACGGCUAGUGAGGAGGAUGACGACUUGUCAUCGACUGGUGGCGAAGUAGUACCCGUUUGCUGGAGGAGGAGGCGGAGGAGGAGGAUAAUCUCCAAAACAGAAGCCGUGCGCCAAACCCCCGCUCUCUCUGGGCACAGGAGGAUAGUGCAUGACUUCGCCUGUCUCUUGGAAGGACACAUGCUUACCAUCCCGGAGAACUCGUGGCACAACUUCCAGAUUGAGUGUCUGAACUUAGUUCAAAAGUUCAAACAGCCGCAGACCCCAGAGCAGCAAAAAGUUAUGCCUCCAAAGAAAAAAGCCAGAGGCCGUAAAAGAACAGUCAAUUCCGGUGGGGAUGCUGAAAAUUUGGAAGACUCUCCUCCCAAGCCGACAGUCGGCCGCAAGAGGAAGGCUUCGUCUUCUGUGGAGUCUUCCAGUGAGAAAAUCACUGAGCAGCACUGUCACUGGCUCAUGAAGUCUGAGCCUGAGAGCCGCUUUGAGAAUGGCAUAGACGUCAAGUUUGGGAUUGAGGAUCUGAAGGCUUUGCCGGAUCAGACAGGCUGCUGGGACGGCGUCCGCAACUAUCAGGCCCGCAACUUCAUGCGACAGAUGAAAGUGGGACAGUUGGCUUUCUUUUAUCAUAGCAACUGCAAAGAGCCUGGCAUAGCGGGAAUCAUGAAAAUAGUCAAGGAAGCUUACGUGGACCACACUCAGUUUGACAAGACAGAUGUUCAUUUUGACGCCAGCAGCAAGCCAGACAAUCCAAGGUGGAGCAUGGUUGAUGUGCAGUACCAAAGAAUGAUGAAGCGUUUCCUUCCUCUGGCCGAGCUCAAAAAGUACCACCUGCAGCACCGUGCCAAAGGGGGGCCUCUGAAGGACAUGACACUCUUCACGGGGGCCAGACUGUCAGUCCAGCGUCUUACUGCUGAGGAAUUUGACUUUGUCCUGAGUUUGGAGGACCAAGAACCGCUGUGACAAUUUGGACCACACUUUGAUGGAUAUUAUUUGUUCAGUCAUUUCAGAUGUUUGAAAGAAACACUGCAAUACAACUUUAUUUUUCA